AUGCAAGGGCCCAUGAUCCACACCUUCGAGGCAGAGUUUCCGAAGCCAGCCGGAUCUCGGCUUGGUAUCCAGCUGUCGUUAGUCAACACACCCGACCGGGAAGGCUUAGUCGUCGAGAAGGUAGCCGACGGAGGGGCGGUGGAUGCGUACAACAAGAAAAGCCCAGAAGGCUACAGAAUACAGGAGGGAGACUUGGUGGUCAAAGUCAAUGGUGUUAACGCUGAUGGCCCACUAGCACAUCAUAUGCCAGCGAUAGCUGGUAAAGUCAUGGAGGCUUCUACCAUCCGACUGGAAGUGAGAAGAUACUGUGCAGGACCCAACUUGGCGACUUCAGGCAGUGCAGCAGUGUCCAAGUCGCCGAACCUGCUUCCUCCGCCCAACUUUCAGGAAGUAUCCGGCAACUGGACAGGGACGGGCUCCUCGCAGCAGCCUGCAGAUGCAGACGCCGGUGCCUUGGGCCGGCAUGGCUGGAAGGUUCAGAGCCAGACGGCGCCGACAGCACCGUUCUUCUCCGACACGCCAGGUGGCGAGGGUGCUUGUGGUGCACAGGCGCAGAGCCAAGCGGACGUGGACUCGUUGCUGAUGCAGCAGGGCCAGGCCCUGGCCAGGCAGUCCAUGGGCCCGGGACUGGCUGCGGAGCUGGAUGUGGAGCCGGAUGUGGUUGCGGUGGCUGUGGCUGUGGGGGCUGUGGGGGGUCCAGCGGCUGCGGUGGCUGCGGUUGCGGAGGUCUGCCUGUGGAGCCGUGUCACGGGGGUUGUUCUACAGAAGGUCCUUUACAAGAGCGAAGGCUAUGAUGUCACCUCCACCUCCGCCCCCCCUUCCACCAUCAGCUGCAGCGUCGCAGGCACAGAGGAGCCCAACGCAGAUGCCUAUGAACAUCAACGCUUUGAGCGCCUUGGCAUGAUGCGCUCGAGCCGGCAUCUCCGAUCAGAAGAAAGCUGGACGAAAUCUGUUGCGCAAGGCAAGCAAGCGUUGCAGCUGCAGCAGAAAAUUGCACAGCUGCAGCAACAACUUGGCAAAUGCCUCGGCUGUGUGAACCAGGAGUUCCAUCAUCAAUCCCAGCAGACCGCCCCACCUACACAGCUACAGGUCUCAUGGGCGAAGGACCGCAAGCCAGUCGAGGCUAUCAGCAGCCAGCGACUCCGCAGCAGCCUCGUUUUGAUGGACUGGCCGAGCGCGCGGAGGAUCCUGCAACAUGUAGUCAUGAGAUGUCUUGCGGCGGGCAUGGCACAGAACACCCAGGCACAGCAGUCGAUUAUGCGCUCAAUGAUCUCUCCUCAGUCACAGCCUCCGCAGCAUCCGGCGCCCACCAAGCUGCAGAACAAGGAAGAGGCCCUUCUUGCCGUGACCUUCGCAUCGACGAAUCAGACCCCAAAUGGCGACACCGAGCUUUGGGGCAGGGCGGAGCACUUGUUAAGUAUCCUGCGUCUGCAGGUUUAUCUACAGCGGCAUGAAGGCAUGAGGCUUGGCCUCAGCGUCCUUCCGGUCACCAUGCACGACGUCGCAGUGCUGUGGGUGAACGAAGUGUCUGAGGGGGGCGCUGUGGACGCCUGGAACAAGUCCGUCUGCUCCGCCUUCCAAGUUCGAAGUGGAGACGCAAUCACCCGCGUCUUCAAUGCAGUUGGAGACCAUGCCAAGAUGAUGGAGGAGUUGCAAAGCCACCGCAACAUUCGCCUGGCAGUCGUGCGGCAAGGGGGCAACAACCCGGCAGUGCCGGCCGGUGCAAAGGCGCCUGCAAAAGCUCCACCACAACUUCCACAGCAAGUUCCCAAGUCCGGUGCGCCUCGAGUUCAGGACGACCUGGGUCCACGUGGUCAGCUGGCGGGUGUUGGUGCAGCUGAUGAGUUGCAGAAUAUGCUAGCGGGCCAUGGCGCUGAAAGCGCCGCAAGCAGGAUGCCCAGACCUCCCAUCAACCAGGCCUUGCCUAACGAGGCCGCGGAGGAUGCGUUGGAGAAAACAUCCGCACCUCCCCCCGGUUUAGCAAAACCAUUGGUGCCUAUCGAAUCUCGACCUCUCGGAACAGCUGCGGACGAUCCAGGUGAUUUGAUAGGGAGCAUUGACGUCCAAGAAAAUGGCACGAAUGGGCCGCUUCGUUUUCAGGUGGUCCUAGCGCGCAAAGGGCCCGGGCGUCUUGGUAUAGAUGUCGUCCUCAAGCGAGAGGCAAACUUCUGCGGCUUGUUGGUCUACAAAGUCAGUGAGGGCGGCAGAGUGGACGCGUGGAACAAGCAGAGCCAGAUGCCCUACCGGGUCUUGCCAGGUGAUCACAUCCUCGAGGUGAACGAUGUGAGCAUCAGUGGGGACAACAACCCGCAGAAUGACAAGUUUGCCGUCAGGAUGGUCCAAGAGUUGUCCAAGGACAGGAAAAACGUGCACUUUACGGUCGAAAGAGUACCCUCCGUGUCUGAACUCUCUCAAGAGGAUGAGAGUGCCAUCCAGGUCGGUCUGUCUGAAGGCGAAGCUCGUCGCCGCCUGGAGGGGCAGAUGAUGCCUCGGCAGGUAGGCCCCCAACAGACCCCAGAAGGUGGUCAGGACCGUCUCUGCAUUUGUGGUGCGAUUGCAAAGGGCGGCGCGCAGCCCCCGGCUUCAAAGCCACCGGCAAAAGCCCAGGCUCCGGCACAGCUUCAAGCACCCCCGAAGCCGGGGCAGCCAACGCCGACCCCACCUGCAGUCGCACCGAAGUGGCAGCCGAAGUCUUCGCCAGCCCUGCCAGGCCAAAAGUCUGAGGAGAGCGACAGCGUGGAUGUGGAUCUGGAACCACCCCAAGGUGCAUUGUCUGCCACCGCCCUUGCAGAUGGCGAGGUCUCCGACCAGGGCCCUUCUGCAGAGGUCAGGGAGGAGGAGGAGAAGGCAGGGGCGCCCGAAAAGGUCGAGGAGGACAAAGACGACGCCAAAGCAGAACCGAAAGGAUCUGAGAAGGAAAAGGAGGACGCAGCCGCAGCUCCAGCAUCCGAGACGGAAGCUGAAGCCAACGCCGCUCAGGAGGGGCCGGAAGCGCCAGCUGCUCCCGUUCUAACAGCCCAGAAGGCACCAAACGUCAAGGCUGGGGCAUCUGACUCCGGCCCUCCUUCGGCUCCGCCCCCGAGCUCUCCCUCCUCCAGGCCUCUGCCACCACCCCCGAAGGUGCAGGCGCCCCCGGCACCCAAAAAGGAAGAGAAGGAAGCCCAGGCCAAGUCGCUGCCUGCGCCGCCUGCCGGCCCGGCGCCAGCACCACCUCAAGGCGGCGAUGCGGAAGGCGAAAAAGGCGAGCCAUCCGACUCGCCAUCACCGAAGGUGCAAACAUAA
Molecule: messenger RNA, 3282 nt
Organism: Symbiodinium sp. CCMP2592
Lineage: Eukaryota; Dinophyceae; Suessiales; Symbiodiniaceae
Source: the annotation of a GenBank genome assembly